UAUUGUGUCUCGGGCCCUAAACAGUAUAAAAGGCGCAAAUGUCUAUCUCUCCCUCAUUAUAUGUAUUACAUUCCAAGCUGCAUUCCAUAUGCUCACGCAAGCACCAGCUUUCGCAAUGGCCCAGCAACGGGUUAUCAACCCCCGUCCAGCCCAACCUAUCCUCUGCUUCCCGCCUCGUGACGUUCCUAUUGAGGAUAUAUACUCUUAUACCAUUCCCAUCCCACCCGAGUAUUCCUCGGGGCAGGUAACGAAGGAAUACCAAGACUGGGAAGACAGUCAAUGGAUUCACGCUUCCAACCUCUCAAAGCACGGUGAUCCCACACGCACUGUCGUCACUUGUCCUAGGAGAAGCACAUCUGGGCACGGUGAUCACCUCUCUGUAAUCGUUGGUCCGCUCGUAAAGCAGGUUCCACAAAGAUGGCCUAGAAAGAUGUUUCGGCAUGAACGAUUCACGCCCUACCCUUUCUAUGCUGGUAAAGAUCCUCAUGCUAGAGACGCGGAGAUUGUUACUUGGAGAAAAAAGUUGCGUGCAAAGGCAGAAAGGAAGGAUGCGAGGGGAAGGCCGCUCACUUGGGUGCAAAUUGAGCCGCAAAAUGAUGGGGUGAUGAUAAGAUGGAGGAAUAGGCUUGGUGUGCGUAGCAGGAAGGAAGAAAAAUCGCAUUGCGACGUCUCAAGAAAGAGUGAUGAUACUUCCCCCAAUCCCAAGACCAACCUUCCUUCCCCUGCCAUUUCUCCUGCUACCGGAGAAUCGGUCAAAGCCGGUUCUCAUAUCUCUCCAUCCCUCAGUCCUACUGCCCGAAGGACACUACUUUCCCCUUGCUCAUCUCUUUCCACAUCCCCUUGCUCAUCUUCCGUACAUUCCUCGUCAUCCACAAUCUCAUUACAACCUCCCUCCACACCCACCGGCAUCUUAUCUCCAUCUCUUACCCCUUCAUCAUCCGCAGCACCGUCACCACUGCUUGCUCAUCCAUUAUCUCCGUCCAUCUCUGGACCUCCAUCUCUCAUUAUCCCAGCCAGCAUCCCAUCCUCUAUCCCUACUCCGUCCCCGUCCCCGUCUCCACCCCCCUUCCACCACUCUCUCACCUUCAUUAAACCCUUCGCCGCCCAAUCACCCACAGUCUCUUCCGAAAUGCAUCAACAACUCACAGAACUACUUGCAAAGAAAGACGAGCAGCUCACGCAGUGGGAGAAACUGAAGGAAGAGUUUCAUAAUGACCAUCAUAUGCUGAAGGCAUUUGAUAACCAAAUCAUUAGACUUUUAAAAGAGAUUGAGGAGAUAAAGCAGCUUCAGAGACGGACGUAGCGGUCGAGUUAAUCAGAUAGAAUGGAUACCAUCCCAAUAAUCAUUGGUUAUGGGAAUUAGUAUAGCGGGUAAUGUAUAACCUGAUCUGUAGACAAAUGUCGUCACAUAAAAGUCUCGAAGAUGUACAGCACGUAACAUUAACAUUUCCCUCUACUUUU
Cryptococcus deneoformans JEC21 is the source of this 1461-nucleotide messenger RNA. RefSeq lists its product as hypothetical. The transcript has 3 exons. The record is from RefSeq and is a predicted model, not a curated record. NCBI's taxonomy places the organism in Eukaryota, Fungi, Basidiomycota, Tremellomycetes, Tremellales, Cryptococcaceae. The coding region runs from base 89 to 1303 and encodes 404 amino acids.